AUGGACAAAUAUCAAAAGAACGCAGUAACUGAUGUAUGGACGGAAUUAAUAAAAUCAAUGCCACCAGAACAUAUGAGCAAUAGAUUAAUCCAAAAAAGAAUACUAGCUAUCGACGAUUUGGAAGAAUUGAAAAAAUGUUCAACACAGAAUGACAAAAAUACUUAUAUUCUAACGAUUGUUAUGAAAUGCCCAGAUAGCAACAUUUUUCGUAUUUUUAUUGACGCAUUGCAAAGUAUUGAAACUACAGCAAAUAUCUUAGCAAAAAAAUUAGAAACAGCUUACCAACUACAAAAGGAUGGGCAGCAACAGAAGAUGACAGCCGAUCUCAUCGCCGGAGAGGAUGAAUGGAAUGAAGACGACUGGUUAAACUGUAUUCAGUUUGUUGCUAAAAACUUGGGUAAGAAAUGGAAAAUGCUUGGAAGAAGGCUCCACUUAACAGAAUCACAGAUAAUUGAUUGUGAGGAAAAUAAUCGUGGAAAUAUUCUUGAAGCAAGAACGUCAAUGUUACUAUCCUGGAGAGAUGCGUGGUUAGAUGCGGCGCCAUCAUCAAAGAAGGGCGAAUUAAUUGAAGCCUUAAAAAAAUGUGAUUUAAAUCUUAUUGCCCACAAGGUAUCUCAAAAACAGUGGUAA
This is a messenger RNA of Trichoplax adhaerens, 630 nucleotides long. RefSeq lists its product as uncharacterized. The record is from RefSeq and is a predicted model, not a curated record. The coding region runs from base 1 to 630 and encodes 209 amino acids. Gene Ontology annotation, molecular function: protein binding. The transcript is spliced from 2 exons. Gene Ontology annotation, biological process: signal transduction; regulation of apoptotic process. Lineage: Eukaryota; Metazoa; Placozoa; Uniplacotomia; Trichoplacea; Trichoplacidae.